AUGAAUGACUUUAGAGGAGGGACACGACGAAGUGGUCGUAGACCAAACGUGGUAUGGAAAAACCAGGAAAAAAUGGAGGAAAGCAACAUGCUUAUUGGCAAGAUCAUUGUUGAUAAAGGGAUUAACAAAAAGGAAGUUUUAUCUACAAUCCGGAAAGGAUGGAACUUGAACGAAACAGUAGAUGUAGUUGAUCUUGGUGAAGAGGCUUUUGUGUUCACGUUCACAGAGAUGAAGGAUAAGUGCAGACUACUGAAGGGAAGGCCAUGGACUAUUGAUGGGUCUCUCAUGAGCAUACAGGAAUGGUCAGAGUUCAAAGUCCUUAAUGAGGUCUCCUUCGACAGAACUCCUGUCUGGGUCCAGUUCCAUAAUGUACCUCUCAGGAUUCUAGAGUUUGAAGAAAACGUGUGGAACAUGGGCAACUCUGUGGGAGAUUUAGUAUGGUACGAAAGGCCAAAGACUGAAGGUAAAUAUACAAGAUGCUUUGCCAGAGCUAGAGUGUUGAUCGACAUAAGGAGGCCAUUGACCCAUGGCUUUUGGACAGCGAGACCUGAUGGAUCAGAGAUCUGGAUCUCGGUGAAAUACGAACGACUGCAAUCCUUUUGUUACAAAUGCAGUCUCAUUGGUCAUGAUAGCAAAACGUGCAGAAAGGAAUUUGUGAUCAAUCAGAAAGGGGAACGUGUAUAUGGGCCUUGGACAGUAACUGGAGUGGAGAGGGACAAGGAGGAGGCUCUAAUUCAGUACGACAAGAAUUGA
Messenger RNA from Neltuma alba, 753 nucleotides. RefSeq lists its product as uncharacterized. The coding region runs from base 1 to 753 and encodes 250 amino acids. Lineage: Eukaryota; Viridiplantae; Streptophyta; Magnoliopsida; Fabales; Fabaceae. The record is from RefSeq and is a predicted model, not a curated record. The transcript has a single exon.